AAAUAUCCUAAGUAGACGCAGACAAGUACGACGGGUGACCUACCUGUCUCUGAGAUCGCGAUUAAUUUGUCUCGCUGAGUUAGAGACGAAUUCUCUCUCUUAACCAUAGAAACUUUGAACACAUGAUAAGCGCUUCAUAUUGAGGAGACAAUACAGUGCUUUGGAGCAUUCUUGGCAACGUGCUGUUUUGACUGGAUAAAGGUAAGGAAGAGGAACGUCCACAGACCCCACCUCGGGGCAGCCAGUGGCGGAACCACCAACUAUCAGGCUUCCUGAACACUAAACAGAAGCAGGCAUCGGACCUCCACAGCCCUUCUGACUGCGAAGGCAGACCAACUGGGGAAUACAAAAUAUGGGCGAUGUCCAGCUUGUGACAGCGACAAGGCUCUCCAAGACCAGCCUAACAUUAGGACAAGGCUCCCGAAGUCAGGAGCCUCCAGCGUUCACGCUGCCACCCCGCAAUGCCCGGGUCAAUCUGGGAGGGACUGCGCGUCUGGAUGGGAAGGUGAGAGGGCACCCUGAGCCCCAGGUCACAUGGUCCAGGAAUGGGAAAACUGUUAUAGCCGGGGAGCGUAUUGUCAUGGAACAGAGUAGCCGUGGGACCUUCAGCCUGGUGGUACAUGGUGUCCAAGACAGUGAUGCUGGGCUCUACACAUGUGAUGCGGUGAACGAUGCCGGGAGUCGCCAGGUCACCGUGGAGAUCACUGUAGAAGGGAACGCAGGGAAGACAUACAACCUGACAUCCUCGAGUAAAACAGGUGGACGGUUCGGGGUUCCAGCGGUGGAGAGCAGGCCCAGUAUCUGGGGGGAGAGCCCCCCCAAGUUUGUGACAAAGCCCUCCCGCGUCUUCGCCCGAAUUGGACAGAGUGGCAAGUUCUCUGCUAAAAUCACAGGACGUCCACAGCCCCUGGUUACCUGGCUCAAGGGAGAUAAGGAGAUCCAAGCUUCUUCCCACUUCAGCAUGUUUGAGAAAUCGGGAAUCCACUUCCUGGAGAUUCGGGAGGUGUGUGUGGAAGAUGCUGGAACCUACAUCUGCUCUGUGGCCAACAGUGCUGGUAAAGCCACGGCUAUGGCGGAGCUGAACGUUCAGGGUUCAGGCAGUGACACAGGCAUCCUGGCCCCCUCCAUGCCAGUGAGUCCUGUCCCAAAGACAACUGACACCGUUGAAGUCAAGCACACUAGUAAUGGCCUGCUCACUGACCGACGCUCACCUACCAAGACAGAAGAAAGGAUUGAGGCUAGGGAAGCCAGUGAUCUCCCCACACUCACUAAGGAGUCCAGAGAGACCACAGGCACCAAAGGACCAGCAUGGAAGGCUAACGCUUCAUCCCCCAAGCCCCCUGUGACAUCCGCCAAGCCCCCUGCAAAGCUGCCAGAAGAGGCCCCUCGAAAGCCUUGGGUGGCUUCUCCGAAGGCUGCCAGCACCAACCCCCUGCAGCACCAGCUGAGAGGUCAGGGGGCUGCCCACGCUGGGCCAGAGCCUCACAGCAGAGCCCCUGACAGGGAUUCAAGAGAUACAGUGAAGGGGCCCCGAGGGCCAUCUUCAGAGCCUCCGAAAGAGAGCAGAAGGCAGGCCAGGGAGAGCAGGUCAGACAGAGCCGCUGUGACUGCAGGGGCCCCACCCAGAUUUGACUCUGUGCCUCAGAGCCAGGAUGCAAUGGAGGGGACCGGAGUCACGUUCAAGUGCCAAGUCUCAGGUUCCCCUAUGCCUGUCCUGAGCUGGUUUAAAGAUGGCCUCCCAUUGAGACCCAGAGCAGGGCUGAGCUUCCAGCAGGAUGGCAACAUACACAUCCUUACAGUGGACAACGUCCAGAAGAGAGACAGUGGGACAUAUGAAUGCACAAUGACUACCAGCACUGGGAAGAUGUCUUCAACUUGGAACCUCAGCGUCAAGAACUCUAGGCCAGAGGGGAGACCGCCUGCGUUCAUUACUGUCCUGAAGGGAUGUUCAGUGAGUGAAGGCCAGGACUUCCUUCUGCAGUGUUCAGUGCAAGGGAAGCCUCUCCCUAACGUUUCUUGGCUCUUAAAUGACAAGCCCGUGCCGGAUGCCCGCUCCUCCUUUGAGAAUGGCCUGGCCCAGCUCACGGUCUGCGGUGCACUGCCAGAAGAUGAAGGCCUGUACACGUGUGUCGCUGAGAACAGUCAUGGGAGAGCUGUGUGCACUGCCGGAGUUCUCGUCAAAGCUAAGAAAAGUGCGAAGAGGUCCGACCCUCAGCACGCAUCUGACACCAAGAAGCAAUCAAAGCCAUCAGCCCCUGUAUUUUUUCGAGGUCUGAAGGAUCUGAAAGUCAUGGAUGGUAGCCAAGUCAUCAUGACUGUGGAGGUGACUGGGAAUCCUCAUCCAGAGGUUGUGUGGCUCCACAAUGGGAAGGAGAUCCAGGAGUCGGAGGACUUCCAUUUUGAGCAGAAGGGGAACCAAUAUAGUCUGUUCAUCCAGGAAGUCUUCCCUGAGGACACUGGGAAAUACACAUGCGAGGUGUGGAAUGAAGUUGGAGUGGUUCGCACCGAGGCCUCACUCACUGUGCAAGAGCCCCAGGACGGGGUGCAACCCUGGUUUAUCACCAAGCCCAAGUCCAUCACUGCUUUCCUGGGACAGAACAUCUUGUUGUCCUGUGCCAUCGCUGGGGACCCUUUUCCCCAGUGGACCUGGAAGAAACAGGGCCAAGUGAUAUCCACUGGACUGGACUAUGAGAUCCUGCAGAAGGAGGAUGUGGUGUCCCUGCUCAUCCGACAAGUCCGUACCCAACACGCUGGGGACUACGAGAUCAGUCUGAGGAACAAAGUAGGCGACUGCAGUUGUGUUGCCACUUUGCUGGUCAGUGAAGGUGCAGCAGUUUCCUGUGGAGACCAGCAAGCUCCUGAGCCUUGUCAGCGUGUGGGAGGAGUGGACGGGACAGUGCGAGGCAGAGGAGCAGCAGGCAGCAGCCACACUCAGAAGGAGCCCGAGGAUUCCGAGGAGCCCAGCGCAGCCCGGGGACUCCUGAAAAGGCGCGUGGAGACCAAAGAGCACUGCGAGGACCAGAUCCGUCUGCUGGAGGCUGAGCAGCGCGACUUCCGCACGGUGCUGGGCAGGAAAGUCACCACCAAAAGUGUCUCCGAGGAGGACCUGAAGGAGAUCAUGGCGGAACAGAUGGACUUCAGGGGCCAGCUCAAAGGGGUCAAGCCGAAGACCCUGUCCAUAGAUGAGCGGAAGGUCAGCAGUCCCGCGCAAGUGGACUUCCGAGCCGUCCUGGGGAAGAAGGGGGGCGCCGGUGUCACCCCCCCGAAACCAGGAGCUGCAUCCACUGAGAAAGCAGAGCCUGCAGAUUUCAAAUCGGUUCUGGCCAAUAAGAAGAAGCAGACCAUCCUGGAGAAGAAUGGGGAGAGUCCUGCUUCAGGCCCUGCAGCAGCAACACCUAAAGCCCUCGGUCCUUCCCCUGACAAGAAGGACAAGGAGAAGAAUGCAGUCAACUGCGUGGAUGGUGGGAUUAUAGACAAGAAGAGUAACAACAUUGGAAAGGAGCCUUGUUUUAGUCAGAAGCUGAGUGAUGUGAGUGUGGUGGACGGGGCUCGCCUGAGGCUACAGUGUCAGGUGACCAGUGACCCCCCAGCAACUAUAACCUGGACGUUAGAUGGGAAGGUCAUCAAACCCUCAAAGUUCAUCAAGAUUUCCAAUGAUGGAGGCCAGUGCUCCCUUACAAUCGACAAGGCACUGCCUGAGGACGAGGGCCAGUACAAGUGCCGAGCGGAGAACUCAGCCGGUAAAGCAGAGUGUUCCUGCAUGGUGCUGGUUGAUGAUCCUACAGAUACCAACUCAACAGCAGCUGACAAGAAGAGCAAGAAGCCAUCCACCCCUACCUCUGAGAGUGAGGCAAGGAUAAAGAAACCAAAUACCAAGACACCUCCUAAACAGGCUAUGCCCCCCCAGAUUGUUCAGUUCCCUGAUGACAUGAAGAUUCUGGCAGGAGAGAAGGUGGAAAUUCUCUGCAAGUUUGGAGGAGCUCAGCCAAUCAACUGCACCUGGCUCAAGUUUCGCAAACCAAUCCAAGAGGUUCAAGGUGAUCUAACAAUUGUGACCACCGAGACCAGCAGCAAAUUGACAAUUGCUGACAGCCAGCAGGAGCACUGUGGCUGCUACACCCUCGAACUGCGAAACAGCUAUGGCCUGAGACAGGCUGCUCUCAACCUUACCAUUGUUGACAAACCUGAUCCCCCUGCGCGUGUUCCUGCCGCCUCAGACAUCCGUCGGUCCACCCUCACGCUGUCAUGGUAUGGCCCCACCUACGAUGGCGGCAGCGCGGUCCAGUCAUACAACCUGGAGAUAUGGAACUCCGUGGACAAGGAGUGGAAGGAACUGGCCUCCUGCAACAGCACCUCCUAUAAUGUCCAGAACCUGCUGGGUCAACGUCAGUACAAGUUCAGAGUGCGGGCUGUCAAUAUCUACGGCGUCGGGGAGCCCAGUGCAGAGUCAGAGGCUGUCACCAUGUUGGAGGAGGAUGUUGAGGAAAAGGAGGAGGUUGAGGAUGAAGAAGAUAAAGAGCCAGACUAUAGGGAUGUCAUCGUUAGAACAGAUGUGAAGGUCAAGGAUCUGUAUGAUGUGGAGGAGAGACUUGGAACGGGGAAAUUCGGACAAGUAUUUAAACUUUUGGAGAAGGCAACGAAAAAGACUUGGGCUGGAAAGUUCAUUAAAGCCUAUUCUGCCAAAGAGAAAGAAAAUGUAAGACAAGAGAUUAUGAUAAUGAACUCCCUCCAUCAUCCUAAACUUGUCCAGUGCGUAGAUGCAUUUGAAGGCAAGUCAGACAUCGUCAUGGUUUUGGAAAUGAUCUCUGGCGGGGAGCUGUUUGAGCGUAUCAUCGAUGAGGACUUUGAGCUGACGGAGAGAGAGGUCAUUAAGUACAUGCUGCAGAUCGUGGAUGGGGUUCAUUACAUCCACAAGCAGGGCAUCGUCCAUCUGGAUCUCAAACCUGAGAAUAUCAUGUGUGUCAACAAGACUGGCAGCACCAUCAAACUCAUUGACUUCGGCCUUGCACGCAGACUAGAAAGCUCUGGAACAUUGAAAGUUCUGUUUGGAACCCCUGAGUUUGUGGCACCAGAAGUGAUCAACUAUGAAGCAAUUAGUUACCCAACUGACAUGUGGAGUAUAGGGGUCAUCUGCUACAUUCUGGUGAGUGGCCUGUCCCCAUUCAUGGGGGACAAUGACAACGAGACCCUUUCCAACGUGACCUCAGCCACUUGGGACUUUGAAGACGAUGCCUUCGAUGAGAUCUCGGAUCACGCCAAAGACUUCAUUACCAAGCUGCUGAAGAAGGAUAUGAAAGCCAGACUAACAUGUGCUCAGUGCUAUGAACAUCCGUGGCUAAAACAAGACACUGGCAAAAUGGAGGCCAAGAAGUUGUCCAAGGAGAGAAUGAAGAAAUACAUCUUAAGAAGGAAAUGGCAGAAAACGGGACACGCUGUGCGGGCCAUCGGAAGACUUUCGUCUAUGGCAAUGUUGGCAGGCGUCAGUGCCAAGAAGGGCUCCCCUACUGAAGAGGACAAUCAGUUCCUGGAGUGCCUGGAGUAUGAGGAGAAAACGCAGGUCAAGCCUACCUUCAGCUCCGUCAUCAAGGAUGUGGAGGUGGUGGAGGGGAGUGCGGCCCGAUUUGACUGCAAGAUUGAGGGCUACCCUGAUCCGGAGGUGGUGUGGUACAAAGACGACCAGCCCAUCAAAGAGACGCGCCAUUUCCAGAUCGAUUAUGACGAGGAUGGAAACUGCAGCCUGGUGAUCUCGGAGGUGAACGGCGAUGAUGAUGCCAAAUACACAGUGAAGGCUGUCAAUAGCCUGGGGGAGGCCACGUGCACAGCCGAACUCCUUGUGGAGGUAAUGGCGGGGGAGGAGGAGGAGGAGGAGGAGGAGGAGGAGGAAGAAGAAGAAGAAGAAGAAGAGGAGGAGGAAGAAGAGGAAUGAGGGGUACAACCGGUACAAGACAAACAGAUUAUAUCCCCUCUCUGUAGCCUUUCAUCUUUUUAAUUGCUGCAUUGGUUAAGACAGUUUCUCCCACACACAGAAAUGGGGGGAAUUGGCUUGAUGACCUUUUGUUAUGUUUGUGCACUUUCUUUUUUAUUUCUACUUCCUUAUCAGCUAUAGCCGAUAUCAGAUGUUGAUAUUUAUAACAUUACUUUGACAUUAACCACAUUCCAGCUGUUUGUGCUUUAUCCAUUUAUUUAAAGGUAAUUGAUUUUCUAUGGUUUUCUUCCUCAACCAAACAAACACAAAGUCACUGGUGUGUUUGUGUGUCAUCAGCAUUAUGGGCCCCGGGCUCUUUUAACAAUGGUUUAUUUUAUAGAAAGAUUAUUUAAACACAAGUGUCGUCAACAUAUUUGAGUAGCAGUUUUGAGAUCGUCCUUGCAAGCACAUGUCCACCACGUUACAAUUUUGCGAUACUAAACAGACCGGUGAAUUAUCACACCUUCAUUUGUUUUGUUUUUUAUUAGAUGUAUGUAGAUUAUAUUUCUUAAAUUUGUAUAAAUGUAUCAGUUUGACAAACUGCAAAUGACAUGUAAUGAGAACACUACAAGGGUAGUUACUCACUGUUACUAAAUAAAUCUUUAUCACAAAAUUA
Molecule: messenger RNA, 6581 nt
Organism: Esox lucius (northern pike)
Lineage: Eukaryota; Metazoa; Chordata; Actinopteri; Esociformes; Esocidae
Gene: mylka
Product: myosin, light chain kinase a
Exons: 33
Coding region: 353-5926 (1857 amino acids)
Biological process (GO): protein phosphorylation
Molecular function (GO): ATP binding; protein kinase activity; protein binding
Source: RefSeq, a predicted model, not a curated record